CCUGACCCUUAUAGCAUGUGCUAAUUUCAAAUGUGAUGUUAGCACCAUAGCCAUAUUAGAGAUGGUCAUUUUGUUACUGCACUACCAUUUUGACAAGAAUAAGAGCUACGUCUAUCAUUUUGUAUAAAUAUCAAAUUAUUAUGAUUUUGGAUACUUUUACCAACGCAAUCACAGUCUUCGAGACUAUAAUAUUAAUAAGCCGCUUUAGCCCUUCCACUAGCCCCAAAACAAGGAACACAAACAAAAAAUUAGUCUUUUACUUGCUGAACUUCCAGAAGCUCAGGAAAAUCCCCCCAACUACUACAAACCACCGUCCGCCCGCCGCCGUGAACAUCCGUAAUGGAUCCCGCCAAGUACGGCGGGAAGAGGCCGUUGGACAUAGAGCAGAUGCCGGAAACCCCACAGCGGGGCUACCACCACCGCCGGGCGCACUCCGACACCGCUUUCCGCUUCGACGACCUGCUCCUCUUCGACCCUUCCGACCUCGACCUCUCUUCCCUCGACCUACCGGUUCCAACUCCGCCGCGCACCGGCGUUCCCAUGGCGCUCGACUCCCCGCCGCUCUCCGACGACUCCACGUCGACCGGCCCCGCACCGCCGCCCAAUUCGAGGGCCAAGCCGAUCAACCACCUCCGCAGCCUGUCCGUGGACUCGGACUUCUUCGAUGGUUUCGGACUGGGUUCCGGCUACGGAGACGAUAAGCUUGGCGGGAAAGGGAUGGGGGUUGGAACUGGAGGAGGCGGAGAGAGGAGAGUUCAGCACAGGCAUAGCAACUCCAUGGACGGUUCGAGCUGUUCGGCGUCGUUUGAAGGGGAUUCUUCUUUUAUGGCUGAUGGUAUUAAUAAGUCCAUGGCGCCUGAUAGACUCGCCGAGCUUGCUCUGAUUGAUCCCAAGAGAGCUAAAAGGAUUCUUGCGAAUAGGCAAUCUGCUGCAAGGUCGAAGGAGAGGAAAAUCCGGUACACCAGUGAGCUUGAGAGGAAGGUUCAUACUCUGCAAACAGAAGCUACCACCCUCUCUGCGCAGGUCACACUGCUACAGAGGGAUACUUCUGGAUUGACUACCGAAAACAAAGAAUUGAAACUGCGGUUGCAAGCUAUGGAACAACAAGCACACCUUAGAGAUGCUCUGAACGAAGCACUGAGGGAGGAAGUGCAGCGCCUGAAGAUAACAGCAAGUCAAAUGACAGCUAUGAACGGAAACCCUUACCACAGGGGUCUCGCACCCUUAUUUCCACCACAGCAGCAGCCACCAUUUCCCAGUGGAUUCAAUAGCAGGAACCAUACCGAGCAGCAGCAACAGGGCCUUCCACCACAGUCUCCUCCAAACAACGGGGCUCCCUGCCCUGGCUUCUCAAGCUUCAGCAGCCAGAGGGUGUAGUUGGACUCCGCAGAAGAAAAUCUUUACUUUGGGUUUGGAAUUCCACAUUUUGGGUAAAUUCAACACCACAGCGAGUAAGUAGCAUCCUGUAUAUGCCAGAGUAUGUAGAGAUAUAGAUGCAGCAGGGGGUAAAAGUUAUGAGAGAUUGGGGGGCAUUACUAUAAGACAAUUUUACUUGUCAUAUCAGAUACAGCUGAUGUCUUAGUCACUUGGCACUUGAACGAGGUUUGAUUAACCAACUAUCGUCCUGUAGUUUAUGUAUUUGUAGGAAGUAUAAUUAGUGGCAUAAACUUUGAGGUGGGAU
Messenger RNA from Linum trigynum, 1681 nucleotides. NCBI's taxonomy places the organism in Eukaryota, Viridiplantae, Streptophyta, Magnoliopsida, Malpighiales, Linaceae. The record is from the annotation of a GenBank genome assembly.